CACUAUAAUCAGGAGAUGCCAGACCUUAACUCUACCUACAGACCACCACCAGUGAAGUGCAAUGGAUUUGAUCCCAGGGCUUUCCGCUGGGCUCAGACUAUGAGGCUGGCAGUGGAGGAGAUAAACCAGAGUCCCGGGCUAUUACCCAACUACACUCUUGGGUAUAAAAUCUUUGAUUCAUGUGCGUAUCCGCUGACCGGCCAGAGGGCUGCUCUGGCUGUGUUGAAUGGGCUGAGUGAGGGUAACUCUCCCAUGUGCAGCAGUGUCUCUCCACUCCUCGCUGUGAUUGGGGAGUCUGGAUCUGCUCAGUCGAUUGUGGUCUCAAGAAUCCUGCAGCCAUUCAGAAUCCCAAUGAUCAGCUACUUCUCUUCGUGUGCAUGUUUAACUGACAGAAGAAAAUAUCCUACCUUCUUCAGAGUAAUCCCUAAUGAUGACUAUCAGGUAAAGGCCAUUGCACAGAUGCUAGUGCGUUUUAACUGGACUUGGGUGGGGCUGGUGCGAGGGGACCAUGAAUAUGGCCGCUUUGCUGUACAAGGUUUAAUGAAAGAGCUACAGGGUACCAAAGUGUGUGUAGCGUACCAAGAAAUGAUUCCUCUGCUCUACAAUCACCAGAGGGCACUGGAGAUCAUGCAGGUGAUGCGUAGCUCUUCUGCAAAAGUGGUGGUGGUAUUUUCAGCUGAGGGGGAGAUGACUCCUUUCUUGAGAGACUACAUGGUGCAGAACAUCACUGGAAUCCAAUGGGUGGCCAGUGAGGCCUGGGUCACAGCAUCUGUCUUCACAGGGAACGAGUAUUACCCCUACCUGGGGGGAACCAUUGGGUUUGGCAUCAGAAAAGGUCAUAUCUCCAAACUCAGCGACUACCUGCAGACAGUAAACCCUAAGAGGUAUCCCGAUAAUCUUCUGGUGCAAGAGCUGUGGGAGGCUCUGUAUGGCUGCAGUCCAUCUUCAUUCUCUGGCUCCCAGAUGCCUCCCUGCUCAGGACAGGAGUCCCUGUUGGAGCAGCAUUCAGCCUAUAUGAAUACAUCCAGCCCUAGAGUGGCCUAUAACGUCUAUAAGGCUGUAUAUGCAGUCGCUCAUUCCCUGCACAACCUCCUUCUCUGUCAACCGGGCAGUGGGCCUUUCCAAAACAACUCAUGUGCUCAAAGCAAUGACAUACACCCCUGGCAGCUCCAAUACUACCUCCAGGAAGUGACAUUUAACAUUGACGGGGAGGAGGUGGACUUUGACCUGAAGGGUGACUCCAUACCCUAUUAUGAUAUCAUCAACUGGCAGAGAGGCACAGGCGGGAACAUUGAAUUUGUCAACGUGGGGUUGUUUGACGGAACCAAGCCUGUUGGCGAGGAGCUGGUGAUCCAGGAGGACAGGAUAAUGUGGGCGGGGCAUCAGAGUGAGGUGCCGGUGUCUGUAUGCAGUGCCAGCUGUCUUCCAGGGUCCAGGAAGGCUGUCCGUCGUGGGGAGCCUGUCUGCUGCUUUGACUGUGUACCAUGUGACAAUGGCAAAAUUAGCAAUCAGACAAACUCAAUAGAGUGCACAUUUUGUCCUGAGGACUUCUGGUCAAACAAAGACAGAACAGCCUGCAUCCCAAAGAAAGUAGAGUACUUGACCUUUGACUCCUUGGGUAUAGCCCUGACCGUGAUAUCUGUGCUGGGUGCCUGCCUCACCCUCGCUGUCUUUGCAGUCUUCUUCUAUCACAGAAAUACAGCCAUCGUUCGUGUGAAUAACUCUGAGCUUAGCUUCUUCAUCCUGUUUGCGCUGACUCUGUGUUUCCUGUGUUCUCUGGUUUUCAUUGGAAAGCCAACAUCUUGGUCCUGCAUGCUGCGCCACACUGCCUUUAGCAUCACAUUUUCACUUUGCAUCUCCUGCAUCCUGGGGAAGACACUGGUGGUGUUGGCUGCUUUCACUGCUACCAGGCCAGGGGCCAACAUCAUGAAAUGGCUGGGGAUCAAGCAGCAGAGGGGCAUUAUCUUCAGCUGCACUCUGGUUCAGGUGGUUAUCUGUGCUGCCUGGCUCAUUGAUGCGCCCCCUUCUCCCUCCCGAAAUACAAAAUACGAACGCUCAAAGAUCAUCCUGGAGUGUAGUGUGGGCUCUAGCCUGGCAUUCUGGUGCGUUCUGGGAUAUAUUGGUCUACAGGCCUGUCUGUGCUUUAUACUGGCUUUUCUGGCCCGCAAGUUGCCGGGCAACUUCAACGAGGCCAAGUUCAUCACGUUUAGCAUGCUGAUCUUCUGUGCUGUGUGGCUGGCAUUCAUCCCUGCUUAUAUCAGCGCCCCUGGAAAUUAUGCAGAUGCAGUGGAGUCAUUUGCCAUUCUGGCUUCCAGCUUUGGCUUGUUGUUCUGCCUGUUUGCACCAAAGUGUUACAUUAUUGUACUGAAGCCAGAAAAGAACACAAAACAGCACCUAAUGGGAAAAGAAAAGAAGUGA
Seriola dumerili (greater amberjack) is the source of this 2418-nucleotide messenger RNA. RefSeq names its product extracellular calcium-sensing receptor-like. Gene Ontology annotation, biological process: G protein-coupled receptor signaling pathway. Gene Ontology annotation, cellular component: membrane. Gene Ontology annotation, molecular function: G protein-coupled receptor activity. The coding region runs from base 16 to 2418 and encodes 800 amino acids. NCBI's taxonomy places the organism in Eukaryota, Metazoa, Chordata, Actinopteri, Carangiformes, Carangidae. The record is from RefSeq and is a predicted model, not a curated record. The transcript is spliced from 8 exons.